Molecule: messenger RNA, 4393 nt
Organism: Oncorhynchus gorbuscha (pink salmon)
Lineage: Eukaryota; Metazoa; Chordata; Actinopteri; Salmoniformes; Salmonidae
Product: transmembrane emp24 domain-containing protein 10-like
Exons: 5
Coding region: 27-647 (206 amino acids)
Biological process (GO): endoplasmic reticulum to Golgi vesicle-mediated transport; Golgi organization; intracellular protein transport
Cellular component (GO): Golgi apparatus; COPII-coated ER to Golgi transport vesicle; endoplasmic reticulum
Source: RefSeq, a predicted model, not a curated record
GCUCGUGUUUUAUUCGGCUUGUAGUCAUGGCUCGGUUCGCUGCCUUACUGCUUUUAGCUGUUCUCAUUGAAUCGGUAUUUUCUAUUUCUUUCUUUCUACCUGUAAAUUCAAGAAAAUGUCUACGGGAAGAGAUUCACAAAGACGUGCUCGUCACGGGGGAGUAUGAUAUCAACGACGAGUCCAACACUAAAACCAACCUGAAGAUCACAGACUCAUCGGGACACAUCCUCUACUUGAAGGAAGAUGCAACGAAAGGGAAGUUUGCCUUCACAACAGAAGAUUAUGACAUGUUCGAAGUGUGCUUCGAGAGCAAGUCACCAAUGGGAACUGGGAGAGUCCCCGACCAGCUGGUUAAUCUGGACAUGAAGCACGGUGUAGAGGCCAAGAACUAUGAGGAGAUAGCCAAGGUGGAGAAGCUGAAGCCCCUGGAGGUGGAGCUAAGGCGGCUGGAGGACCUAUCCGAGUCCAUCGUCAACGACUUUGCCUACAUGAAGAGGAGAGAGGAGGAGAUGAGGGAUACCAACGAGUCCACCAACACACGUGUCCUGUACUUCAGCAUCUUCUCUAUGUGCUGUCUGAUCGGCUUGGCUACCUGGCAGGUCUUCUACCUGCGACGCUUCUUCAAGGCAAAGAAGCUCAUCGAGUAGAGAGGCAUCACCACUCCGCCCAGGGAGAGCAGCCAAAUUGCUCCCCAUCAAUCUCCCACCAUCUUCGGACUAACGUCGUCAAAACUAGCGCUGUGACUGGAGGAGAUGGAGACCCGCGUACUGUCGAGAGACAAGAAAGAAGGAAUAAAUCCAAAACCUGAGGCAAAACGGGAAUAAUUGUAGUCCUUUAUUGGACAGUGUGCCAGUCUCGAUCUCUUCCAGUGUUUUUGUUUUGACCCUUACACAUCUGGAACCACCACUAUUCAGUAGGAAGGACAGCCUCCUAGAAUUCAGAUUUGUGUGUUUUUAAAAUCCCAACAUAUUUCCUUGAGUGCUCUACAUUUUUAUUUUUUUUGCUUACCAGAGCCCCCAUAGGGCUCCUGGUUUCCCCCCCCCAAUAGGGCUCCUGGUUCCCCCUCCCCCCCCAUAGGGCUCCUGGUCCCCCCAUAGGGCUCCUGGUCCCCCCAUAGGGCUCCUGGUCCCCCCCAUAGGGCUCCUGGUCCCCCCCCAUAGGGCUCCUGGUCCCCCCCAUAGGGCUCGUUGUCUUUCCCCCCCCCAUGGGGCUCCUGGUCCCCCCCGUAGGGCUCCUGGUUUCCCCCAAUAGGGCUCCUGGUCCCCCCCCCCAUAGGGCUCGUUGUCUCCCCCAAUAGGGCUCCUGGUUUCCCCCAUAUGGCUCGUUGUCUCUCCCCCCCCUCCUGGCAAAUGUAGUGCACUGUAUAGGGAGUAAGAUGGUGUUUUGGACAUACCCUAUAAUGACAACAUAAAGAAUGAGCAGGGGAAGGAUUCAGGGUUGUGGUGCUGAGAGAGCACCGAGGGGAGCUUAUUCUCUGGAAGCCAUGUACACCUGGGACUCAUUCAGUGGAGUGAAACAUUAAAAAACCAAUGUAGAAUAUACACAGAUUUCAAGUCCAGGAGUGAAACGUGUAUGUCUGUUCAAUCUGCAAUUUGUUCUGACAUUUAUUAUCAUCCUGUUGAAUAAGCACCUGAUGCUUUGUUGAUUUUAAUUUGACAUUUUAACGUGUAUAGUUUGAUCUGGAGUUUUAUUUUGUUGGGAUGAAUGGAUGCACCCUUGACAAAGGUCUAUUUCCCCCUUUAUAUCGUUGUAUAAAAUCUUUGCCAUGCCAAGCGACCUGUAGGAUAUAGGGUUCAGCCUAAAAUGGCAACCUAUUCCCUAUAAGAAUAGGGUACCGUUUGGGGAAAGACGAUAUUCUUGGGGACCCUUUUUUAAAUAUUUUUUUAAACUGAAGGCCUCUAUGAACGACAGGUGGAAUGUGUUAUAACUCAGAAUAGAAACCAUGGCGACCGCUGAACUUUUAUGCUUUUGUCGGUUAAUUAAUUUGCAUACAUGUUUUGUAGCUAAAUUGGAGUUUCUUUAGCUUGUUUUGAUUGUAAAUGCAGGGUAGGUAUUGGGGGGGUGUUUAAUAAGUUCAGGGAAAGAGUAGCUAUAUCUCAAAUGGAAUCCUAUUCCCUAUAUAGGUCUAGUGCACUACUUUUGACCAAUAGUACUGCACUAUAUAGGGUGGCAUUUGAGAUGCAGACAAUAUAAUCUUGAAAACUAGGUCAUUUUAUAGCGGAACCAUGGCACGCUUUUAAGUUUUUACAAGAUAUACAGAAGAUAACAGCCACAUAUCUAUGUACUUUUCCAUCUGAAUAGGUUAUAAGAUGAGUAGAGCUGCAGGGCCUUUUGGGAGAUGAUGUCUCUUCUUCUUUUGAGACCCAUUGAAUCUACACCAACCAUCCAAGAUCCAUCCAGCUUUCUUUUGGAGAUAAUUCUGGGGUUUGGGCUACGUGAGGAUUUGGGGUUGGUUUAAAAUGUUUUUAUUUUAUUUAUUUUUUAAAAUCUCAUUGAUAAUAUUUUCACAUGUAUGUGGUAUAUUUCCAACUCUUAAUACAGAAUUCAAAACAGAUCAUCAAAAAGCCAGUUUCAAAACUAAGCACAUUUUCAAUUGACUAAGUACAACAGUCACUUUUUUUUACACCAAAUUUAAUCCGUGUUUCAUCACAUUGCAAUACAUGUUCAUAUAAAGUCCUUGCUUUUCUCAAUGCUCACAUUACUUUAGGUAUGAUUCUCUUUUAAGACGUUUAACCAUUACAUAAUCCAACUGCUCUUUAUCAGUGAUCACUUAAACCCAUGGAAUGUUUGAUUAAACCUAGGGAACGUUUGAUUAAACCUACGGAAUGUUUGAUUAAACCCAUGGAACGUUUGAUUAAACCCACGGAACGUUUGAUUAAACCCACGGAACGUUUGAUUAAACCCAUGGCAUGUUUGAUUAAACCCAUGGAAUGUUUGAUUAAACCUACGGAACGUUUGAUGAAACCUACGGAAUGUUUGAUUAAACCCACGGAACGUUUGAUGAAACCUACGGAACGUUUGAUUAAACCUACGGAACGUUUGAUUAAACCCAUGGAACGUUUGGUAAAUGGAUCGAUUUUACAUUUUGUCUAGUACAGAUUUUGAGAACUAAAUAAUGACAAUGGAUGUCUGUAGAAACGUAAAUAUGAUCUAUGUAUUACUAUUAUGAUUUUACUUCACAGUAAGUAAAACAAAUCUGAUAUUGACAAAAUCAGACAUACUAUAUGUUACAAAUUAAAAAGUUUAUUGGUCGCGUACACAGAUUAGCGGAUGUUACAGCAGGCGCAGCGAAAUGCUUGUGUUUCUAGCUCCUGCAUUGCAGUAAUACAAUACCAAUACGCAAAUAAUCCAGAAAGUCCUUAACAAUAAAUAAAUGCUUCACUAAAAUAGCAUUGGGUAGUACGGUACUGUAAAAUAGUCCAUUUACAUAGCAGACACUUUUAUCCAAAGUGACAACAAUCCACUUUUUGGUAUGUGAUCCCAGUCGGAAUGGAACCCACACCUCUGGUGUUGCUAGUGCCACGCUCUUAUGAACUGACACACGUACAGAACCACUACAAUACAUUAAGUACAAUAACAGGUGGAAGAUCUGCGAACCACCACCCACCACCCUCUAGGCCAUGGAUGACUCAUGCAAUGACGUCAAUCCGGUCCAAUAUCAGGCCAGGUGCAUGAACAAUUCGGAUAUUUCCUGUGAUUUCGAUGAGAACCUACGGCCAAAUGCUCCAGUCAGGUUUGAUGCAAUCUAACGCCUUAAACGCUUCUUUCAUUUGAUUACCUUAUGAAAGAUGUCUUCAAUGAUCAGACAUGGGAUAGAAGUUAUUGACAUUUCAAGUUCAGUUCAUUUUAAUGAGUAGUGCAAGUGUAUUGCCGAAUGUGAAACAGUGUCAUGUACUGUAAUUUACACUACUGGAGCAUACUACGUUCAAAGAGCAAAUUGAAACGUAUCUUAAAAGUGUUUUUGUGCUUUUGGAUUAAUUGGUUAAAAUAACUAAAUUAAGGAGAUGACAUUAGGUUGUGUUUUGGUGAUUAAACCAAUGUUCUUAUUUCACAGUAAACUUAUAUUUAGGAUUAAUGGUUGUGUAGUGAACGAUGUCUACAAACCAAAUAAAUUAAUAUUGAAAGGAUUUGAAUGUAAGACUGGCUGCAUUACAAGUGUUACCAGUUUGGAGUUUGUACUAAGAGAUUAGAAAAUUCACAUAUUUGUGAAAAUGGCACCAAAUCGUUUUAAAAAAAAACACAACAAAAAACGAGAACCAGGUGGGAUACACACAUUUUUAACAGUGAACAUUUGCAAUGUUUUCAAUCAAUGAUUUCUAUAUUGAUUGAUAUCAAUUUGUAAAGGUUUUGUGUUUGGGCUUUUAUUCAAUAAAAUAUUGGAUGGAUGUACAAA